GCUGGAUGGUGUCGGAGGGUACUUUGGAGUCACGUGCUAAAUUCUAUGUCCUCACCCCCACCCCUGCGGUGGGUUGGCCGGCAUUUUUCGGGAACUUUCUUUUUCGGCUGCAGAACUCGCCACUCCCAAGAUGGAAGUACCUUGCGCCGCCAUUAAGCGUGAACCUUCAGAACUAUUCCCUGUAAAGCUUCAGAGUCCUAUCCAAGAUGGCCGUCCGGGUUCCGGGCUCCCCUACGCCUCCGUCUGCUUGCCACAUCCAACAUGGCGGCCCUGAGCCGCCCUUCCCAGUGUGCAGCGUGCGCCGGAAGUGACGGGUCACACACAUUUCCUCUCUUUCUGCAGGAGGAACGGUGGAUUGCUGGACUAAGGGGGCGCGGUGGAUAUUGACCUUUGCCCCGACCUCGUGUAGGUGAUGUACUAGCAGGGCACCCCAGUUCCUAUUUGGGGCAGCUGGAUAGAGGGGUAGAGGGGAAGACUGUUAGCCCCUUCGGCCUAUGGCGGGAAUUGGGUAGCUUCCCUCCCCUACCCAGGGAGUGAAGAUUUUGAGAUUCCCACCAUUGAUUUGAACAAAGUGAGACUAUCCUCCACUGGGCACGAUUAGGGAGACCUACCGCCAAUCCGGGAGCAAGGUGAACUCUCAUUGCUCGGAAACAAGGGAGGAAUCUAAUUGACUGGAGGAAGAAAUGCCUGCCUUUGGCCUGAAGUAGUUCUCUGGCACAGACUGAUCGCCCGUUUCUUGCCGCAGCCUCGGAACACAGCAUCACCUCGCAGCCUGCUUCCUCCCGUACAGCUCGUUGCCGGCGAGAUGUUACUAUUGGUGCUGCUGCUUCCCCUGUGCUGGGCGGUGGAGGUCAAACGGCCCAGAGGCGUCUCCCUCACCAAUCAUCACUUCUAUGAGGAAUCCAAACCUUUCACUUGCCUGGAUGGCUCAGCCACAGUCCCUUUUGAUCAGGUCAAUGAUGACUACUGUGACUGCAAGGAUGGCUCAGAUGAGCCAGGCACAGCUGCUUGUCCUAAUGGCAGUUUCCACUGCACCAACACUGGCUACAAGCCCCUGUACAUCCCCUCCAGAUGGGUCAACGAUGGAGUUUGUGACUGCUGUGACGGCACAGAUGAGUACAACAGCGGAAUCAUCUGUGAGAACACCUGCAAAGAGAAAGGCCGGAAGGAGAGAGAGACUUUGCAGCAGAUGGCAGAGGUCACCCGCGAGGGGUUCCGCCUGAAGAAGAUCCUUAUUGAGGAUUGGAAGAAGGCCCGGGAGGAGAAGCAGAAAAAGCUCAUUGAGCUACAGACUGGUAAAAAGUCCCUGGAGGACCAGGUGGAGAUGCUGCGGUUGGUGAAGGAGGAGGCUGAGAAGCCGGAGAAGGAAGCCAAAGACCAGCAUCGGAAGCUGUGGGAAGAGCAGCAGGCUGCUUCAAAGGCCCAGCGAGAGCAGGAGUUGGCGGCCAGUGCCUUCCAGGAGCUGGAUGACAACAUGGAUGGGGCGGUAUCCGUAGCUGAGCUGCAGACCCACUCGGAGCUGGACACGGAUGGGGAUGGAGAACUCUCAGAAGGGGAAGCCCAGGCCCUCCUUGGGGGGGACACCCAGAUGGACGCCACUGCCUUCUAUGACCGUGUCUGGGCUGCCAUCAGAAACAAGUACCGAUCUGAAUCUGAGGUGCUGCCCACUGAUGUGCCGGUGCCUUCUGAUCCCCAUCUGACAAAGCCCAAGGAGGAGCAGCCCCUGGUUCCCUCACCAGCAGCAGAAGAGGAGGAGGAGGAGGAGGAGGAGGUGGAUGAGGAGGAGGAGGACGAAGAGGAGGAGGAUUCCCAGGAGGCCCCACCCCCACUGGUGCCACCACAGCCAGCCAGCCCCACAGAAGAGGACAAAAUGCCACCCUAUGAUGAGCAGACACAGGCCUUCAUUGAUGCUGCCCAAGAGGCCCGUAACAAGUUUGAAGAGGCCGAGCGGUCCUUGAAGGAUGUGGACGAGUCCAUCAGGAAUCUAGAGCAGGAGAUUUCCUUUGACUUUGGCCCCAAUGGAGAGUUCGCCUACCUGUAUAGCCAGUGCUAUGAGCUCACCACCAAUGAGUACAUCUACCGCCUCUGCCCCUUCAAGCUCGUCUCCCAGAAACCUAAACUGGGUGGCUCCCCUACUAACCUUGGCACCUGGGGCUCAUGGGCUGGCCCUGAACAUGACAAGUUUAGCGCCAUGAAAUACGAGCAGGGCACGGGCUGCUGGCAAGGCCCAAACCGUUCCACCACCGUACGCCUGCUCUGUGGGAAGGAGACAGUAGUGACGAGCACCACAGAACCCAGUCGUUGUGAAUACCUCAUGGAGUUGAUGACGCCGGCUGCCUGCCCAGAGCCGCCACCUGAGCUGCCCACUGAAGGUGACCAUGAUGAGCUAUAGUCCCACACAGCACAGAGAACUUCAAGGCUUGUCAACAGCCCCCAGCGGUGCUGCCACUUGCACCUCAGUCUGUGAACCAAGGCCUGCUCCUCUGGGUCUUCUCUCUCCACCCAUGGAGGCAGGAACCAGGUGGGGGCUCUGCCCUGCUGUCAGGGGCCAUGCAGAGCAAAGCCAAGUUCCCAGGCCCAGCAGCUUCCAAAGAUGGAGUAAAGGGGCUCAUCCUUUCAGACCCACCUCCAGGCAUCUGCCUCCUUUCAUGUAGGGACAUGUGACUUGACCUGUGACCUCAAAACAAUAAAUGUCAUUCCUCCCCCCUCUGUGUUUGCCUUGUUUUGCUUGGGUGUGGAUCAGGCCAGGGACAGACAGGGUCUGCAGAUCCUGCAGGGGCCCCCUCCCUUUCAGGCCGCACCACAGGUGGGGCCUCACCAGUCACACCUGGAAUGAUUCACAUCUGAGAUGCUCCAGGACACCAAGUCCAGAGUCAAGGGACAGACAAGACCCUGGGCAAGUCUCCUUCCCCCGACCC
Messenger RNA from Talpa occidentalis (Iberian mole), 2918 nucleotides. It is a transcript of the gene PRKCSH, whose product is annotated as protein kinase C substrate 80K-H. Gene Ontology annotation, molecular function: protein binding; calcium ion binding. Gene Ontology annotation, biological process: liver development; N-glycan processing. Lineage: Eukaryota; Metazoa; Chordata; Mammalia; Eulipotyphla; Talpidae. Gene Ontology annotation, cellular component: glucosidase II complex. The record is from RefSeq and is a predicted model, not a curated record. Bases 806 to 2392 code for a protein of 528 amino acids. The transcript is spliced from 17 exons.